CUCCCUCUCUUCUCUUCUCUUUUAUUCCUUUCUCGGUCCUUUUAUUUUGUCUAUAUAUUCAAGCAGCGACCUUUCAAUAUACUCCAUUGCUCGCGUUUUUCUUCUCCGGUCCACGCGCUCAAGUCCUUCUCUUUCCUUUCUGUUUCUCUGUUCUUUGUUUGUUUUUGUGCUUCUGCGUCGCGACUCUUCUUUCUCUUUCUCGCGAAGGAUUUUUCCAUCUUUUUCAACAUGACUGGUGUUCCCGAAGGAGGGUCUGAAUCUGUAACCCUUGAUCUGCUUAAGCAUAAAAUGGCGGAGUUUGCUAAGGAGAGAGACUGGGAACGGUUUCACAGCCCCAGGAACCUCCUUCUUGCUCUGGUGGGUGAAGUGGGCGAACUUUCUGAGAUAUUCCAGUGGAAAGGCGAGGUUCCAAAGGGUCUGCCAGACUGGAAAGAAGAAGAGAAAGUUCAUCUUGGUGAAGAGCUAUCCGAUGUGUUGCUUUAUCUUGUGAGGCUCUCUGACAUCUGUGGGGUUGAUCUUGGCCAAGCUGCUCUGAGAAAAGUUGAACUUAAUGCUGUCAAAUACCCAGCCACAGGAUGCAAAGAAACCUCAAGCAAGCAGAACCAGAAAACCAGCAAUUUCACUGAUGAUACUGAUACUAAUAAUAAUAAUAAUAAUACCGCCGAUAUAUAAUGAUCUUCCAUGUGUUCAUCUCCAAAGUCUUUCAGUAAAAAGACUGACAUGUGAAGAUUUCUUUUUUCUUCUCUGUCAUCUGAUAUUGGAGGGUUUUGGGGUGGUUGAGGAUAAUCCUAAGGUUAAUGUUACUGUAGGGGCAUAGAUAAUAGAUUAGGGGGUUGUGUCGACAAGAUGGUAGGGUUUUGUGACAUUGCAUGGAGACUUAGUUUGGUUUGGUUGGCUGGUGAAAUGCUACUUUUUCCUGAGGUACAAUUAUUCUCACAAAUUUUGAUCUUGUCACUGUUUUAGCAGACUGAAUAGAAUCCUCUCUUUGACAGAUAUAUAUGUUGAAAUCAUUGCUUGUUUU
This is a messenger RNA of Neltuma alba, 1021 nucleotides long. Its product is annotated as dCTP pyrophosphatase 1-like. Gene Ontology annotation, biological process: nucleoside triphosphate catabolic process. The record is from RefSeq and is a predicted model, not a curated record. The transcript has 2 exons. Bases 229 to 672 code for a protein of 147 amino acids. NCBI's taxonomy places the organism in Eukaryota, Viridiplantae, Streptophyta, Magnoliopsida, Fabales, Fabaceae. Gene Ontology annotation, molecular function: nucleoside triphosphate diphosphatase activity.